Messenger RNA from Diachasma alloeum, 1143 nucleotides. RefSeq names its product glia maturation factor beta (gene GMF). Gene Ontology annotation, biological process: actin filament debranching; negative regulation of Arp2/3 complex-mediated actin nucleation. Gene Ontology annotation, cellular component: actin cortical patch. Gene Ontology annotation, molecular function: Arp2/3 complex binding; actin binding. The transcript is spliced from 4 exons. NCBI's taxonomy places the organism in Eukaryota, Metazoa, Arthropoda, Insecta, Hymenoptera, Braconidae. The record is from RefSeq and is a predicted model, not a curated record. Bases 141 to 560 code for a protein of 139 amino acids.
UCCGCAAUUAUCAACACAACAGACGCACAGUACAACGGUAUUUAUUAGUCAUACUGAUGAAUUGUGUGUACACGAAAUAGAUAGGACCUUUGUCAGAAAAUUCAGGGAUUCAGAUUCAGUGAUUAGAUUGAUUGAUAAGAAUGACUUCUAACAGUACUUGCGAUAUUGAGGAUGAAGUGAGGAAAGCUAUCAAAGAUUUUCGCUUCCGGAAGAGCCAGAAGAAUGCUGCGUUAAUACUCAAAGUCAAUCGCCAGGAGCAGAAAGUCUGUCUGGAUGAGUUAAUAGAGGACACACAAAUAGAAGACUUACAAGAGAUAAUUCCGAGUCACGAGCCCCGCUACAUAGUAUACAGCUACAAAAUGCAGCACAAGGACGGUCGAAUAUCCUUCCCCAUGUGUUUCAUCUUCUACACACCUCGAGAUAUUCAGAUGGAGCUGCAAGUUCUAUACGCAAGUAUGAAAUUAAUUCUCCAGAAAGAAGUUGAGUUGACUCGUUGUUACGAGGUACGUGAACUAGAGGAACUCACCGAGGAGUGGCUCAAAGAGAAAUUAGUUAGAUGAAUGAAUUAUCUAUCUGCAUUUGUGAUAUCUAAAUUCAUACGUUUUUUAUUACACAUUUAUAUUGUACUCGUGGAUUUGAUACUCAACACUUUUACAUGCUUUCUAUAACAAAAAUAAUUAGUCGUAGGCGUUCACAUGAUCAACGUUAUUUACAUGAGGAAAUCAUAGAACUGGUGUUUUUUAAAAAUACAUUUUGAUAUUUAAUAUUUACCAGUAUCAAAAUACAAAAUAUACAAGCCUCACUAUUCACAGACGAGAAUUGUGAAAUUGUUGGAGUUUUUGAUUGAUUAUGUGUACAGCAAGUACUGCCCGUUAAAUUAUUGUGAUUGAAUGAAAUUAAUUGAAGACUAGAGAUAAUUAUCGUAGUAUUAAUGAAUAAAUAAUUAUGUAUUAAACAUUGUUUGUCUUAUGAUAUAAAAUUACUAUUCCUCAAUUUAUUUUUGUGGAGUAUUCAAUUAAUGUUCAUGAAAGUAUAAUCUUUUUUUAGAUAAUUAAAUCUCCUAUAAUUGGCACUAUUUGGAGUUUUAAAGAAAAACUUGUGACAUUUUGUAAUAACUAUAUAAAGAUGAGAAUUAAAAGGAAA